AUGGGAUCAUUGGUUGGGAAAAGAGAACAACGCCUCCCCAAAGCCAUUAUAAUUGGAGUUAAGAAGUGUGGCACAUACGCAUUGCGGGAGAUGCUGAAUCUGCAUCCUAUGAUUGAGAUUGCCGACAGAGAAUUACGUUUCUUUAUUUACAAUGAAUUCUAUGCAAAAGGACUUCAGUACUACCGCGAGCAGAUGCCCUUCUCCUACGCUGACCAGAUAACAAUUGAAAAAACUCCACGUUAUUUCCUUGUAUCUAAAACACCUCAGAGGAUUAAAGCCAUGGAUCCUGACAUAAAAUUAAUACUACUUGUUAGGGAUCCGGUUACAAGGGCAAUAUCCGAAUAUGUACACCGGAGAAAUAAAUGGGACAGAACUUUCGAAGAAUUGGCCUUCUUCCCCAAUGGAUCAAUUAAUGAGUCAUACGAACCGAUACGAGUCUCCCAAUACCAUCGUUUUCUGCCUCCAUGGCUUGAGGAAUUUCCACGAGAACAACUAAUAGUUGUUAAUGGGGAUGAACUUAUUAAGGAUCCUGUGUCGCAACUCUCAAACAUUGAAACUUUUCUGGGUCUUGAGCAUAAAAUUACAAAGGAUGAUUUUUACUUUAGCACCGAUAAAGGGUUCUACUGUCUACGUAAAGAAACAGGUGAUGAAUGCUUGAAUAAGAAAAAAGGACGCAAACAUCCAGACAUAGAUCCAGCCAAUAUCAGUAAACUACGACGUUUCUUUGCUGAUCACAAUAAAGAGUUCUAUGAAUUAAUAUCUGAAAACUUUGGAUGGCCAGAAGAAUAG
This is a messenger RNA of Lutzomyia longipalpis, 789 nucleotides long. RefSeq names its product heparan sulfate glucosamine 3-O-sulfotransferase 5-like. Lineage: Eukaryota; Metazoa; Arthropoda; Insecta; Diptera; Psychodidae. The coding region runs from base 1 to 789 and encodes 262 amino acids. The transcript is spliced from 4 exons. Gene Ontology annotation, molecular function: [heparan sulfate]-glucosamine 3-sulfotransferase activity. The record is from RefSeq and is a predicted model, not a curated record.